AUGUAUAUUACGCGGAAACUUCCGUCAGCUGGCUGGACAGACAUGUACCUGGCCGACUACAAUCCCACAAAGACCACCAUCUAUAAAAUCCAGCGCAUCACCGCAAGCAACAGCAACAGUCCUCUCGUCACCUCCCUCAAGCUUCCUCCAAAACACCCUCCAACCAUGCAGCUCACCCCCUCCCUCCUCUGCCUCGCGGCGUGCGGCCUCGGUACCGUCUCCCUCGUCGCCGCCGACGCGCACGCCGACACGCGCUACGGCACCAAGCACUGGAUCGGCGCCUUCUGGGACCCUGACAGCUGCGGCAAGGGCAACUACGAGAAGUGCUACCCCAAGAAGGAGGACACGCUGCGGCUGCUCUGGGACCAGUUCGACAAGGCCUUCGAGGACCUGUGCAAGGACGUGUCCUGCGAGGGCUCGUUCGACAUCCACUUCCCCGGCGACGGCUGCGACUCCAAGCACACGGGGCCCAACAAGGCCUACGCGCUGCGGAUCGAGGCCGAGUACACGCACGGCGACCGCGACGGCGUCAAGGAGGCCUACACCAACACCCUCCAGAAGCUCAACAAGCAGAGCACCGACUGCGGCUUCUUCUCCACGAAUGGCGUCAACCAGAUCAAGGUGGAAAUCCCGACGGAUAUCAAUAUUGUGCGCGACACGGGGGAUCAUGGCCUCCGGUCGACGAUGCACAUCAUGCUGGAUACUGGUGGUGAGAGCGCGUGCGGACUGGUUAAUGACAUGUGGGGAGCGGUGGGCGGUUCGAUCCCGGGCGGCGCCAUCUUUGGUGCGAUUCUCAAGGGAACCUGCAGAUAA
Cordyceps militaris CM01 is the source of this 813-nucleotide messenger RNA. RefSeq lists its product as uncharacterized. The coding region runs from base 1 to 813 and encodes 270 amino acids. The transcript has 2 exons. The record is from RefSeq and is a predicted model, not a curated record. NCBI's taxonomy places the organism in Eukaryota, Fungi, Ascomycota, Sordariomycetes, Hypocreales, Cordycipitaceae.